AUGGCAAGCUCUCUCCAACAAGCGUACAAACUUCCCGAAGCUGCAGUCUGGUUCAUAACGGGAUGUUCAUCCGGCAUUGGAAAAGCUCUUGCACAGCUUGUCCACUCCAAGGGCGGCCGUGUUGCUGUUACCGCUCGAAAGCUCGGCGACCUGGCAUACUUGCCUGAUAAUGAUUCCCGUGUCGUCAAACUCAUCGUAGACGUCACAUCCCGCCCAUCCAUUGAUGAUGCCAUCGCAACUGCCUUAUCCCACUUCCACCGCUUGGAUGUGGUUGUCAACAACGCCGGAUACUCAUUGCGUGGGGACACGGAGAACGCAACUGAAGAUGCCGCUCGCCAUCUAGUCGACACCAUGUUUUGGGGGACGGUACACGUCACGCGGCAUGCGAUGCGCGUGAUGCGCGAGGUUAACCCGCUCAAUGGGCCCCCAGGUGGAGUUGUGCUUAACGUCUCCUCCAUGGGAGGUCGCGCCGGGUUUCCUGGAAAUGCUUUUUACCACGCCGCCAAGUUCGCCGUCGAGGGCUUCACCGAGUCCGUGUCAAAGGAACGCCCCGGAUACGCCCGCUCGGAUUCUCGACCAGUACAUGGAUGA
This is a messenger RNA of Chaetomium globosum CBS 148.51, 591 nucleotides long. RefSeq lists its product as uncharacterized. Lineage: Eukaryota; Fungi; Ascomycota; Sordariomycetes; Sordariales; Chaetomiaceae. The transcript has 3 exons. Bases 1 to 591 code for a protein of 196 amino acids. The record is from RefSeq and is a predicted model, not a curated record.